Lactuca virosa is the source of this 1858-nucleotide messenger RNA. The record is from the annotation of a GenBank genome assembly. NCBI's taxonomy places the organism in Eukaryota, Viridiplantae, Streptophyta, Magnoliopsida, Asterales, Asteraceae.
UAAAAACAUAAAGACGCAAUUUUGUAAGAAGACUAAACACCCUCUUAACAGUCAUCUUUUAGACACUGAGUAACAAAUAACCAACGCAUUAAGUGGAAAAGACUCCACCUACGUUGAUAUGGAUGACAACGGCACCGACACCCACUCCACCGGAGUCGAGUCUCCGCUACUCAUCAACUUCGUUGACGGCGUUGUCGACUAUAGAGGACAUCCAGUUCUCAGAUCAAAAUCCGGUUGCUGGCGAUCGGCAUAUUUUAUCAUUGGCGUUGAAGUGGCAGAGAGAUUUGCGUACUAUGGCGUCAGUUCAAAUUUAAUCACAUACUUGACCGGUCCCUUGGGGCAAUCGACGGCCACCGCAGCCGAGAAUGUCAACACGUGGACUGGAACGGCGAGGCUUCUUCCUCUUCUUGGCGCUUUCAUUGCUGAUGCUUUUCUGGGUCGAUACCUAAUGAUUAUAAUUGCUUCUCUGCUUUAUGUUCUGGCGCUUGGGUUUCUGGCUCUUUCCACUUUUAUUCCUUCAAACUGUGAAACCGCCAAUGGCAGAUCAUCAUGUUCUUCUCAACUCCAAGUCGUCAUGUUCUUCAUUUCACUGUAUCUUGUGGCAAUUGCCCAAGGUGGCCACAAGCCCUGUGUUCAAGCUUUCGGGGCAGACCAGUUUGAUGCAGAUGAUCCAGUAGAACGUAAAGCCAAGAGCUCAUUCUUCAACUGGUGGUAUUUUGGAAUGUGUGCUGGCCCUACAGUCGGAAUCUUUGUUCUUAGCUACAUUCAAGAUAACCUUAGUUGGGCUCUUGGAUUUGGGAUUCCUUGCAUAAUCAUGGCUUUUGCCCUCAUCGUAUUCUUGAUUGGAACCAUAAAUUACCGAUUUGCAGCAAAAACCGAGGAGAAAAGUGCUUUUUUCAGAAUUGGCCACGUGUUUGUUAAAGCAGCUAGGAAUUGGAAAAGUGCACCUUCAAUAAUGUCUUCAGAUGAGGAAGCUUUUGGAAUCUUUGAUCAUCAACGUUCUAAACAAUUCAGAUUUCUCGACAGAGCUUUGUUUAAGGGAUCGAAUGAAGAUGGAACUGUUUGUAAUAUUGACGAAGUGGAAGAAGCAAAGGCAAUUCUUAGACUAGUUCCAAUAUGGGUUAGUUGUUUAGGGUAUGCAAUUGUACUAGCUCAAACUUCAACAUUAUUUACAAAACAAGGAACCACCAUGGACAGGUCAAUCGGGUCAAAUUUCAAGAUUCCAGCAGCCACGCUACAAUCAUUCAUCGGUCUCUCGGUUAUAAUUCUAAUUCCCAUUUAUGACAUCAUCUUGGUUCCUCUUACACGAUCCAUUACAAGGAAACCAUCAGGUAUAACCAUGCUUCAGAGAAUCGGAAUCGGAAUCCUCAUUUCCAUUGUUUCAAUGGUGGUUGCAGCAGUCGUUGAGACAAAAAGACUCGAAACUGCUCGUGAGUAUGGAUUAUUAGAUGAUCCAAAUGCAACGAUUCCAAUGAAGAUAUGGUGGUUAUUGCCUCAAUACCUAUUGGCUGGAGCUGGUGAUGUUUUUACCAUGGUGGGUAUACAGGAAUUCUUCUAUGACCAAGUGCCAAGUGAUCUUAAGAGCAUGGGCCUCGCACUUUACCUGAGUAUCAUAGGGAUUGGUAGCUUCUUAAGCAGCUUUCUGAUCUCGAUUGUUGGGAAAAUGACAGGUGGAAAUGGUGAAGAUGGUUGGAUAUCUGAUAAUGUGAAUCGAGGGCAUAUUGAUUACUUUUACUAUCUUCUUGCGGGAAUUAGUGUGGGGGCGUUUAUGAUGUACAUUUAUGUCGCAAGAUCUUAUGUUUAUACUCGAGAAAGAGGCUUGUGAUGUUGCUGAAUUAAGUGCUUUGGGUUUAGAUUU